AUGAACGCCCUCGACCUCUUCGCAGACGACACUCUCGUCACCGCCGCAGCAGCCUACGUUAGAGACUACAUGUCCAACUACGACGCCUCGCACGACUGGUCGCACAUCCUCCGCGUCCUCGCCCUCGCCCACAAGAUCUACAACGACCCCACCACCGCAGCCAGCAACCCGGCCCUCUCCCUCCGCAAAAUCACCCUCGCCGCCCUCCUCCACGACGUCGGCGACAAGAAGUACCUCCAGCCAGGCCAGGACCACACGCGCCUCGUCCACGACGUCCUCCUCGAGCGCGGCGCCCCCGAAGCCCUGGCCGCCGAGAUCCAGACCAUCUGCCUCGGUGUCAGCUACUCCUCCGAGGUCAAGGACCAGACCGCCGUUGUCGCCCUGCUCGCGCGCGUCCCCGAGCCUCGCCGUCGUGCAGGACGCCGACCCGGCUUCGAUGCCAUCCGGCGCCGUCGGCGUGGGUCGCUGCUUCACCUUGGCGGCGCCAAGGGCGGGGGCCGGGGACUCCAGGGGGCGAUAGACCACUUUGAGGAGAAGUUGCUGCGGAUCGAGGGCAUGAUGAAGACGGAGGCUGGCAGGCGCCUGGCGGCCGAGCGGACGGAGAGGCUGAGGGUUUUUGAGCAGUGGUGGAGGGACGAGACGGCGUAG
Molecule: messenger RNA, 648 nt
Organism: Verticillium dahliae VdLs.17
Lineage: Eukaryota; Fungi; Ascomycota; Sordariomycetes; Glomerellales; Plectosphaerellaceae
Exons: 1
Coding region: 1-648 (215 amino acids)
Source: RefSeq, a predicted model, not a curated record